Molecule: messenger RNA, 4965 nt
Organism: Schistocerca cancellata (South American locust)
Lineage: Eukaryota; Metazoa; Arthropoda; Insecta; Orthoptera; Acrididae
Gene: unk
Product: putative E3 ubiquitin-protein ligase UNKL
Exons: 15
Coding region: 60-2384 (774 amino acids)
Molecular function (GO): metal ion binding
Source: RefSeq, a predicted model, not a curated record
UCCUGUCAGACGCAGCGUUCCGUGCGCAGUAAUGAUGCGCAGUGUGUUAGCAUCACAAAAUGCAGUCUGAAUCAAAAACUUUGUUGACAACUCCAACAGAAAAGCCGAAUCAUUACUCAUAUUUGAAGGAGUUUCGUGUGGAACAGUGUCCAUUGUUUCUUCAACAUAAAUGUACCCAACACAGACCUUUCACUUGUUUUCAUUGGCAUUUUAUGAAUCAGCGGCGGAGGAGACCCGUUAGAAGACGAGAUGGAACUUUUAAUUAUAGUGCUGAUAAUUACUGCACGAAGUUUGAUGAAACGACAGGCCUACUACACUAUUGUCAGUUUUUACAUCGCACAGCAGGUGAUACGGAAAGACGCUAUCACCUGAGAUAUUACAAGACAUGUAUGUGCGUUCAUGAUACGGAUUCACGAGGAUUUUGUGUGAAAAACGGACCACAUUGCGCGUUUGCUCAUGGUAAUCAUGACCUAAGGCCCCCAGUGUACGAUAUUAAUGAGCUUAAGCUGCUAGAACAUCCUGAAUCAGAUCCAAGUGUCAUAAGUAAUGGACCAAAUGCACUGGAUAAGGAACGAAAUUUAAUGAAUGAAGACCCUAAGUGGCAAGAUACCAGUUAUGUUUUAGCAAAUUACAAGACCGAACUAUGCAAAAGACCUCCUCGACUCUGUAGACAAGGUUACGCAUGUCCCCAGUACCACAACAGUAGAGAUAAACGGCGCAGCCCAAGAAAAUUCAAGUACAGAUCGACACCUUGUCCGAGUGUCAAACACGGUGACGAAUGGGGUGAACCAAGCAAUUGCGACAACGGUGAUCAGUGUGCAUACUGUCAUACACGCACUGAGCAACAAUUUCACCCUGAGAUUUACAAGUCGACAAAAUGUAAUGAUGUUCAAACUGCCGGGUACUGCCCUCGUGGUGUCUUUUGUGCAUUUGCACAUGUUGAACAGGAAAUGAGUUUAGCGAGAGAUCUCGUCGCUCGUGUGGAUUCCGGGAUGAGUCUCGCAGACAUUUUAUCGUGUGCACUUCCUUCCGAAAAGUCAAGCAACGGUCACGAUUCUUGCAAGAGGGAUGAAAAGAGCAGCGAUUCCUCAAAUGGGAGUGGAGAGGUUUCAGAGUCUGCAUCCACAAGUAGUGCUGGGUCAAAUAGUUCCCACAGUAAAGCACCAGGAGCUCAGCUCGCACACCACAAAAUGGGAAUGUCGUCAAUUUUCUCAUCAACUCAGCAUGAAACAUUUCAAGAGACUAGUGCAAUGCAAAGCAAGCUAAUAGCAAUAGAGCGGGAUCCACUCCUUACACCAAUGGAAAAGGCAAAUAGGAAACAAAAUAUUUAUUUGAAUUAUAGCAUUAGCAAUUCUAUACCACUGCCAUCAGUGUCCCCACUGGCUACUCCAUUUUAUCCAGCAGCUGAUACUGUUGAAUCUGUUGUAGGUAAUGCAUUGGAGGACUUGACACUGGAUGAACCAUUUAGUUUAACAGCUUCCCUAGACAAAGACUUAGAAGCAGAGUCUCCACUGUCUAUAUCUGCAGGAUUAGCAAGUUCUGGUGUACUUGGCAGUUCAGCUCCAGUUAACAUCCCCGGCAGUACACUGAAUAACAGAAGCUCUCUAGGAAACUUCUCACCGUCUACUUCAUCUCCAUUGCAACAGCUUCAAUCAAGUUUUCUGUCUGCUGCAAGGUUUUCUCAUCAAGAUUCACUUGAUUCGGGGAGCUCAUUUUUAAAUCCACCCACAAUGACAUUGAGUAGUAGUGCAUCAAAAAUAAAUAGCUUCGGAUCCAGUAGUUUAUUCGAUUUCACAACGCACCAGAAUAUGUCACCGAGCAGUCGCGGAAACCUCUCGUCCUCGCUGAUCGGUAGCUUUCCUCUCAGUUCGUCGAUGGGCAACAGUAUAUCUAAUGAUGUGCAUAUGCAAAGGCUAUGUGAGGAGCUCGCUAGUAGUAGAUCCAAGUUGGCUUCCUGGGAUGAGAGAAUAGCACAGGCCCGUACUGCGUGUGAAGCUUGGCAGCGUGAAUCUGAAGAGUCUAAUAGGAAAGCGAGCAUUGCCGAACAACAGAGAGAUGAGGCACUAUCACAAGCAAAAGCACUUCAAAAGGAGGUUGAUCUUUUACAAGGAAGUCCGUAUUUGCAUGGUCUGAGGAGAGUAUCUGAACUGAAAACAUUGUCACUUGCAACUCUUAAGUCCUUAGAAGGACAGUUGAGAAGUGACUUGGAAGAAAUUGAGAAGGUUAUCUACUUGCAGACUGCUACUAAGUGUAUGGUUUGUGAAGAAGGAAAUCGUAGUAUAACUCUAAAACCAUGUAAUCACUUUGUGCUAUGUAGUAAUUGUGCUCUUACCCAAAAGGAAUGUCCGUACUGUCAGAUGCCUAUUAGCAAUACUCCUGUUUGAGUGAUAAAUAGAAUUAUUAGUUAUAAACACUUCAAGUACAGAUUAAGAACAUUUUAUAUCCAGAGAAAGCAAGAAGACAAAAUAAUUAUAUCCGAGUUUAAAAAGUAUGUAUGCUUUAUAAUAGUGUAUGGAUAGAAACAGCAGUAUAGAAGGUCUGAUACAAAAGUAUCUGGAAGUUACCUAAAUAAUAUAACCUACAAUUCAUACGGUGACUGUGUCUACGUAUUUUCCUACUACUGUGUGUUUAUUACUGUGUAUGUUGAUUGGUCGUUCAUUUGCUAUUGCAAGUACUCAUUGAAAUACAUGCUAUCUUGAUGUAUAAUGUGUAGUCCAUGCCACAGUUUCUACAACUUUCAAACUUUUUACCUCAUAGAAAAAUGACAAAAAACAGUUGUGACAUCUACUCUUAAAAGAUGGACAUGGAAACCAUUAAAAUUAUGUUUUAGUGAUAGUACAAUAUUAAGAAAUAAAAUAAGCAACAGUUGUGGCAAAAGCAUGUAUGGUUACUGUGUUAGAAGAAUCAUCAAAUAGACUGAAUUAGUAUUCAUGUACCCAGAAUUUGCAGAAAAUUUCCAAGUGCUUUUCAUCAGACCUUCCAUUUUAAUUUACAAAAAUAUAAUUUGCCUUUUAAAGUGCACAUGGACCAUAAUACUUAUACUGCUUAAUGAUUUAAGACUGAUUAAUUUUAACUAUUUGACUUGUGGAACCAGAUACAUUGUUGGACAGUGUUUCCACACUUUGAAGUACAAGCAAAAGGAAGUACAAAAAUUUUUAUUAAAAUUUAUAUGUGCUAAACUUUGUAUGAUAGAAGAAAGAAAAUAUGAAUGAAGAUCAGGUCUGAGGAGCAUGAUGUGCCUAGGAAGAAAGCAAUAGAUAAAAGAGAUGAUUAUACAAACAGUAACAUAAAAAUAUUAUAUUCCAUAUUGCCACUCAAAGCCUACAGAAAUGCACUGUAAAACAAAGUAAUCUUGAAGCUGUAUUUUUUUUAAUGACAGUUGUAUUUUCUUUUCAUACCUCCAAUAUGUUGUCGAAUAAAGUAAAAGAAAUUCUUUGGCUUGUUGUAUUAGAGAUAAAAUUUUCACAAGUCACAAGUUUGAACAUUAUACUGUCAUGUUGUCAGUUUUCUUUGUAUCAUAAAAUACUUCCUGAAAAAGGCAUAUGUGCAGUGCAGAUAGAUUUCAUUGGUGGUAGAGCUGAUAAACACUGAUUUUUAAGAAACCACAGUUUCUUUAUGCUAAAUUAACAAUCUAUAAAAGGAAUGCUGUAUGUGCGAAGUCCAGAGAAUUUUCACAGUAUUUGAACAUAUUUGUAAUGGUAAAUGUCUUACCACAUAUUUGUAACUAUAGCAAUAGAAGUUUAGGCCCAGUUCCUUGAUCUUUAUUUUUAUCAUAAGAUGGGUAUGGACACUGUUUUUACCUAUUGACAUUUGAGAAUAACAACCUAUUUUGUUAUGUGAAGAAAUAGCUGUUAAUAAAUUUCUUUAUGUUUUGGUGCAGUGUGGUUCCACUUCUGGUCCAGCAUUUAGCAUGGUUCCAUUUUAAUGUUUUAAGGAAAUCACUCCAUAUUUUAAUACCUCUUUUUUAUGUUUUACUACUGUUUUAGUGCCAAGCUGCUUCUAUCCUGAACUCAAAAGAUUUUUUAAAAAGAAAUUUACAUAUAUGAAUAAAUAUUUGAUAUGAUGGAUAUUAUACUUGUGGGGCACUUCUAUUUAUUUUACUUUAUAUUUUUUAUGGUAAACCUGUAUGUAUGACUGUGAAACCUCUAAACAAUGCAUAUGGGCCAGUAAUGAGUAAUUUUAUGCCGAAGAAAGACUGCACAGCAGGAUUAUAAGUUACUUUGUAAUGUAAUUACAUUUGAGCCAGUGGAGACUUCCUGAAAGGUUAUUAAAACAUAUUAUAAUGUUGUAUAGAUCUUUUUGUUAAAAGUGGAAAAAUGUUUCAGUAUUUUGUUGGUGUAUAGAAAUCAAAAGUAUGGCGCAAUUGUUUAGAUGCUGCAUAAUUCUAUGAAAUGUUUUAAUGUACCAGAAAACAUUUUUCAAUUUUAUAUUUGUAAACUAAUUGUAAGCAUGUGAAAUAAUGUUGCUAUAACUGACAGUAUUUGCACUAGGAUUUUUGUUCUCUUAAAGUAGUUUUUUAGUAUACCAUGCAUCAGUUCUGCAAUUAUAAACAGUGUACACAAACUACCAAAUGUUCAUACUCGUUCGGUGUGAUCUGUUUAGUUUUAGUAACAGUGAGCCUAAAGAUAUUUUCGCAUCCUUUGCUCGCAGCAUUAUAAAUUUUUACAUUUUUUUUCCACAUUCCUGAUUGUUUGGCUAAAUCUCUAAGCCCAAUAUAAAACAGUAAAACUGCAGAAGAAUGAUAGUUUUAUAUGCUCACAAUAGCACAAAUAUGCCAAACAAAAUUUCAGAUAGAAUCUCAGUCAACAUUUUUUCUUCAGUGAUGUUUUUUUACUGUAUGACAAGGAAGUGUAAUAAAAAUUGCAUGUCACUAUUGGUGUUCAAGCUGAUAUUCAGUAAAAAAUGAGGGGAAUCGGAAUGUAUGUGUUUAUGAUUCUGUUGUGAAGAAAUAAAGAUUUAAAUACA